AUCAGCGCACCGCGCUUUCAAAAUCGUAUUCUCACUAUCGCACCGAGCAAAACGGGGAAAUAAUUAUAAUACAAUACGAGGGAAAAUCAAAAUUAAUCAUCUCGGUCGACAAACAUGAUAAAACAGACAAACAAGCGAAACUAGAACUUAAACGACAUUAACAUAAGUGUUAAAAUGCAGCAAUGCGCCACGACAUCGAUCACAGUAUUCCCUGAUGCCAAAACUUCCAACAUAUAGUGUCAAAUAUUUACCAUGGAGCCGUUUAUCGAUAGAAACAACUUCGCAGUUAGCGCGAUGGUGACGGUAGCGAUGCAAAUAUUAUUUUUCAUGAUCGCUUCCUUGUCCCAGAGCGACAAAGUGACGGAUUUCACUGGAGGUGCCAAUUUUAUUAUUAUCGCUUUGCUAACAUUCUUCCUCGGCCAGGGAGGGAACAAUUUGAAAAGUUAUGACAGCAGACAGCUGAUGGUGACGGCUUUCAUUUGUUUGUGGGGCGUGAGACUGUCCGGAUACCUUAUAUAUAGGAUAUACCACAUCGGCAGAGACAAACAGUUCGAGGAUCGCAAAAGUAACACGUUAAGGUUCGCCGUCUUCUACACAUUUCAAGCCGUAUGGGUCUACAUCGUCAGUUUGCCAGUGAUUAUAAUAAAUUCUUCGCAUCAUUCUUACCCUAAGGCGCCGAAAACUAUGACAACAUUGGAUUCAGCUGGCGCAGGUGUAUUCGUGUGCGGUUUGUUGAUAGAAACGUAUGCUGAUCUGCAGAAAUUCGCGUUCCGCCAAGAACCAGCCAAUCAAGGGAAGUGGUGCAACGACGGGCUGUGGGGCCUCUCGAGGCACCCCAACUAUUUCGGCGAAGUAGUCCUCUGGUGGGGCAUAUUUAUAAUUUCGCUCAAUGUUAUCGAAGGUAUCGAGUUCAUUGCAAUAUUAUCGCCUUUGUUCACGAUGGCCAUUAUAUUGUUCUUAUCAGGAAUACCGUUGCUCGAACGAUCGGCGGAUGAAAAGUAUAGAGAUAACCCAGAUUAUUUAUAUUAUAAGGCGUCUACGUCACCCUUUAUACCGAUACCGCCCUCGUUUUACGUGGAAGUGCCAAAAUUCCUUAAAUUUGUGAUGUGCUGUGAGUUUCCGAUCUACGACUAUACGCGGGAGGAGUUCGCGGCGCCCACGAUCGUCACCGAGACCACGAGCAUAUCGAUGGUGCAGUCUCAGACAUAGCUACUAAGCGCCGCACGUGACAGCGUUGCGGCAAAAGAAACAAACAAUCCGAAGAGUCAGAACCCUCACAAGAAUUUGUGAUACACGGCCGAGGAGCGCCCUCCGAAAAAAUUGCCAAAUUCAUUGCCACUGAAACAAAGUAAUACGUUAGAUAUGAAUCGUUACAAUACAUAUAUGGAUAACUUGCGAAAGAGCAAGAAACUUGCGUUAGAUUUAAUAGAUGAUACUAAAGAUAUUAUAAUUGAAGAAGACGAAGCUCCUAUUAAAAAUAUAAGAUUAAGAUCACCAUCAGAUGAUCUAGAAUUAAAUAAGCCUAGUACUAGUAGAACCGAACGACCUACGGAAUACGUUAAAUAUGGUAAAAUCACAUUUAAUACAACAGCAAUUUUACAUCAUUAUCCACAAAUGAACAAAACAGAGAAUCAUGUGCACAACACAAAGAAAUUGAAUUGUAACUCAGAUAAAAUAAAAAUAGAUAAUAACAAUAUAUCUGAACCUGAUAAAGCAGAAACUAAAAUAACGAUAAACAAUAUUGAAUGUAACGCGAAUAAUAAUGAUUCUAUAAUUAGAGUAAAUAGCGUAAGUGACGUUGAACCAUUAGAUGUAUUGAAGAAGCCGGGUAAAUUUACUGAAGAGAAGCUUGUAUGAGGGUUGGCCACUUUUAGUCUUCA
Messenger RNA from Zerene cesonia (dogface butterfly), 1880 nucleotides. RefSeq lists its product as uncharacterized. Gene Ontology annotation, cellular component: membrane. Gene Ontology annotation, biological process: lipid metabolic process. NCBI's taxonomy places the organism in Eukaryota, Metazoa, Arthropoda, Insecta, Lepidoptera, Pieridae. The coding region runs from base 253 to 1209 and encodes 318 amino acids. Gene Ontology annotation, molecular function: oxidoreductase activity, acting on the CH-CH group of donors. The transcript has a single exon. The record is from RefSeq and is a predicted model, not a curated record.